Molecule: messenger RNA, 5587 nt
Organism: Phyllopteryx taeniolatus (common seadragon)
Lineage: Eukaryota; Metazoa; Chordata; Actinopteri; Syngnathiformes; Syngnathidae
Gene: gpc6a
Product: glypican 6a
Exons: 10
Coding region: 523-2223 (566 amino acids)
Biological process (GO): regulation of protein localization to membrane; regulation of signal transduction; cell migration
Cellular component (GO): synapse; plasma membrane; extracellular region
Source: RefSeq, a predicted model, not a curated record
GGAGCAGAUAACUCAGUGUCGUCAUAUGGUUCAGGGCGCCCACAGCCCCAGCGAACGCGUGUGCGCACACCCAAGUGCGAAUGUGCAGCCGUACGCGCCCGUGGACGUCGUCAGCUGCUUCUGCUGCUGAAGUCGCGGCCACUCCACUCCAUGUUUUGCCCUCCCCCCUUUUGUGUGCUCUGGCCACUGUCUCACGUGUCUCAUUUCCACCUCGCUCCACUCACGCUGACACAUCGGCGACAGAACAAGUUGCCAUCAUCGUUCAACGCACUCGGAACCAACGGGUGCCUCUGAGUACGAGGGGAAGACAACCCACGGAGCUGACAAUGAGGAGGACGUAUGCCAAGUGACGAAUGAUUUAUUGGCUUUUCAUUUCUUUAUUUAUUGAUUUUCUUUUGUAAAUGAACAUCAAGAUUAUUACUGGAGACCUCUAACAAACACCUUUUCAAGAGUUCAUUUUCCUUCCCGGUGGAUUUAUCCUUUCUGAGAGACAUCAUCAAUAAUUCCACGCAGUGUUCUGCGAUGUGGAGACGGCAAGUGGUUGUGUGCACCCUGUGGGUGCUGCUGUCCACGUCUGUCGGCGGUGAGAGCAAAGCUCGGAGCUGCGGCGAAGUUAGACAAGCGUAUCAUGCCAAAGGAUUCAGUCUUGUCGGUGUACCUCAUCAGGAAAUAUCAGGUGAGCACCUGCGUGUCUGUCCUCAGGGAUACACUUGCUGCACAUCUGACAUGGAAGACAAGCUCAACCAGCAAAGCAAACUGGAGUUUGAAAAGUUGGUGGAGGAGCGCAGCCACAACAUGAGGGUGACGUUUGUUUCCAGUCAUAAAAAGUUUGAUGAGUUUUUCUUGGAACUCCUGGACAAUUCAGAGAGGUCUCUGAACAGCAUGUUCUCAAGGACAUUUGGGAAGCUGUACAUGAAAAACUCAGAGGUGUUCCAGGACCUCUUCACUGAGCUAAAGCGUUACUACACAGGGGGCAAUGUCAACCUGGAGGAGAUGCUCAAUGAUUUCUGGUCCAGGCUGCUGGAACGGAUGUUCCAGCUAUUGAACUCCCAGUACCACUUCACAGACGAUUACCUGGAGUGUGUCAGUAAAUACUCAGAUCAACUCAAGCCCUUUGGAGAUGUGCCCAGGAAACUAAAGGCUCAGGUCACCAGGGUCUUGAUUGCCGCACGGACAUUUGUCCAAGGCCUCAUGGUUGGUCGGGAAGUUGCCAACAGGGUUGCCAAGGUGAAUGUUGCGCCCGCAUGUGUCAGAGCCUUGACUAGGAUGCUGUACUGCCCAUACUGCCGAAGCAUGCCAGGGCUCAAGCCCUGCCAAAACUACUGUCAGAAUGUCAUGAGAGGCUGUCUCGCAAACCAGGCUGACCUCGAUCUUGAAUGGAACACUUUUACAGAUGCCAUGUUGCUGGUGGCUGAGAGGCUGCAGGGACCUUUUCACAUUGAAGCAGUCAUUGAGCCAAUUGACCUCAAGAUCUCUGAGGCCAUCAUGACCAUGCAGGACAACAACAAGAUACUGUCAGCAAAGUUUUUUCAAAGUUGUGGUCCACCAAAACCUUCAGGCAUAGGUAGGUCUGCACGUGGCAUUUCGGAUGUGUUUAGUGCUCGUUUCAGACCUUAUACUCCUGACGAAAAGCCAACCACAGCCAUAGAGACAAGCCUGGAUCGACUGAGGGGUGUCUGGAUGACAAUGCAACACAGUGUGACUGACAUCAAAGAGAAAUUGAAAGUGUCCAAAAGGUUCUGGUCCAAUCUACCUGAUGAUAUCUGUGCCGAUGGAAAAUUGACAGAGUCUGACGAGGAGCAGUGUUGGAAUAGCCACACCAAAGCCAGAUAUUUCCCAGAGGUGGUGAAAGCAGGACUAACCAACCAGGUGAACAACCCAGAAGUGAACUUGGACAUCACCAGACCAGACACAUUCAUUCGACAACAAAUAAUGGCUCUGCGUGUGAUGACCAAUAAGCUGAAAAAUGCAUACAAUGGAAAUGAUAUCUUCUUCCAAGACUCAAGUGAUGAAGGCAGUAGUUCAGGCAGUGGCAGCGGCUGCUCAGAUGGCUGCACGACUGAGGCUGUUCUUGUGGGAUCCGAAGCUCCUGUGAUCGGAGCCGACCGAAGUGAUGUACACACAGCAACAGCAGGCAAGACGCUCUGCCAUGGACCGUCACUACUGUUAACGAUGACAACCCUCAUAGCAUCACUCUGCUCAAUUCACCCCAGAUGGAGAUAAUACAUGUGUCGGUUGCUCACUAACUACUAAACUGCUGCGUACAGUAUGUUUAAGCACGUUCUACAGCUGCUCCUUCACCGGACCUCUGGAACCUUCUGGAACACACCCUGUUGAGUGGCUGCUGAAGUGAGUACAGUGCUACAUCCUUGUCAUCCCCAGAAGAAUGCUUGGUGACCUCAUUAAAACAGCUUUCACCUCUGAACAAAAGGUGUUCGCUCAUUGUUUUGGAAUAAAUUUUUAAAAUCAUCACUGGUGACAAUGUGUCUCAUGAUGUUCCUGCCAGUUAUUUCCAGAUAAUGCAGGAAUGUGUUUCUUUCCUUUGUACAACAAUUUUGGGACUGCGUUGAGUUUAUCCUAUUUGUCUUUCGCCCACUUCAUACAAGAGAAAAUGCUUACUGUGUGCAUGCAAGGAAAUAAAGCUCAGAUAUGCUUUUUGGUUAUUCGUUUUAAUGCAGGCUUUACAGCUUUUGGAUAUAAUUAUUUGGACAAGAUUAAACUUCGGUAAAUCUGAGUUUCCAUUCAGAAAUAUAGGUUUGGCUACAGGCGAUUGCUUUCCUUUAACAAUCUUAUACUUGCACAUUUGCUCUUCAUCAUGGAAUCAUGGACUGCACCAAGGGAACGGCUUUACACAGAUACAUGUUGCUGGCCUCUUUGUACCUCUUUUCCCAGUCAUUGGAAUUUUGGUGUCACGUUAUACCUAGCUAUAACUGUUAAGUGUUUCCUUUGAAGGCACAACAAUGUAACCUUAAUGGUUUAGUUAAAGACUAAGAACAAAUGUGUAUUAUUUGUUAAAACAUGUCACAUACAAAACAAAAGACAGAAACAGUAGUAUACUAUUACACAGUAGUUCAAUUGCCUGGGACCAGCUUGUCAAAAUAUCUAUCCAUGCUAUAUUACUAACUAAUUGGCUAUAUUAUGUGUUUAUAGAAGGUUGUACACCAUACCAAUACUGGCCUCCUUUAGAAAAGUUUGUAGUAUUUACGUAACCAGUUAUGUCUCUGCACAAUAUCCACAAAGCCGUCUCUUUGAAACUAAGACGAGUGCAGAGGUUAGAGUGGUAAUCAAAUGACUAGGUCACUCCAUACACUCCUCAGUCUAUCUCUCGCAGACGUUGACCACAACAUGGUGCUGGAUAAAAGCUUAGGGCCCAUGGCCAGAUUUGUAUACCAAAAAAUCAUUUAUUUGACCUUGGGUCACAAAAAGCUAAGUUCCAAUGUUGCAAGGAUUCCAAUCAAAGGGGGCAAUUGUUCAUGGUACCAGGGCAGUGCAGUCAUUAUGGUGCAGUGUGCUCCUAAAAAUAAAUACCUGAAAGGUGAAUCUCUUUUCUCAGCGGAGACUUUUCCAUAGCCUUUCUCUCUAGCAAAUUAACAGCUGCUGUGAGCGUCUCAAAGAGAUUACACGUUCCAUGUAGCGGGCAUGGAACAUUACUCCUCUCCUCGCUGUACUCCACAGGGAAAAAAGCACUUUUCCCCACGGCCGUUGUCCUUAAAAAGUUCUUAAACACAAAUGACAAGCACAAUGAAAACAUGAUGCGCCUGUUGUCCUUUGAAAUAAGCAAAUAUUUGAUUUGUUAUCCAUAGUGACAAAAUUUGCAGCUAAUUAAAAGUAUUUGUGUUGGACCAUAUGGUUUACCAGAGAGUGCAACAAAAAAAUAAAAAAAGCUUGCAGUCCAGGAUAGACAGGGAAGCAAAUGAAUUCUGUCGUCUUGUUCUGCAAAAAAUGUAUAAGCAGGAGGUGACCAGCAGGUUCGUUCCCAGCAAACUCACCAUGUUGCAAAUGAAUCAGGGACAGGACUCCCCAGUGUGAAACAGUCUGAUGAAGUGAGCCAUACAGAAAAACAUGAGCAGAACUUGGGGACAUGCAUAGUUGGGGACAUGAAGCUCAAACUGUUUAGAAAUGUUUAUUUUGCAGAAAAUACACCACUUGAGGUGGAGUGCUCAGACAUUUAGAAUGGACAUUCAGAUAAGGGUCUUUUGUCAGGUCUAGUAAAGAAUAUGUCUUAUAUGGUAUCCCUGCAAUUUAAAUUGGAUAACAUUUAUUUAUUAGCUUUGUGUGUGAAUACUGACAGAAUGACAUUUACACUAAUGUUAUUGUCAAAAAUAAUUCUCUUGCCUCAUUUUUAAUCCUGCAUAUCAUUGCCAUUUCUCAACGUAUUCCAAUGUUCCAUAUACUAAAAAAAUGACAUCUUUGAGAUUGAUUAGUUAAAAAUCUCUUCUGAAACACUGUAUAUCCUUUUUUUUUUUUGUACAGCUCAUGGACAAGGCAGCAAACAUGUCAUAGCAUCACAUCGAAGUGCUUACUGAUGGUCCAAUCAGACAGAUAUGAUAUCAUCCCAUACUACCCACAACCCCAAGGAGGCAUACUGUAUUUUUAUGACGUCUGUUAUUAUUAUUAUAUAAACAUUAACCAGCGUUACAGUUCCUAAUUAAUUUUGCAUUUUAAGAUCAGUGAUGGCAUCUCUCAGCAUUCACCCACAUUUUUUAGGGAAUUGUAAUGUCUAGUCUAGUAAUGAAUCGUACACCACGAUUCAGUAAGACUAAAAAUAAAAAGUAAUACUAUGACUUUGAUUGAAUCAUUUAGUGCUAAUAAAAUUUGGCCUCAAAUGCUUUCAGCUUUUCUGCCUUAACAGCGGUGUAUGAGAAUCUGUUGCUGUACAAAGGCUGACACUCCUAUACUCUUAGGAGCCCCAACAAGAUUGUUGUCUGCAAAAGUUGCUUUGUCUGACUCAGGAUAAGUAGGUCUUUAUUGGUGUCCCUGCAAUGCAGUGAAGAAAAUAGAAAAAGACAUGUUAUGAAGUUGGCCCAAACUGCCCAAAGAGCUUUGUCUUUUCCGAUUGUGUUGAGAAUAAUGUUUGCCCUUUUCCUCCGUCUUAUGUAUGCGCUCCUGACAAGCUAUCGCACCACUCUCACACAUACAGUAUCAGUUCCUGAGAUGCUUCUGAGCUUAACUUAAUUUGUCCGUGAUACGUCUUUUGUUGUUUGUCCUUUAUUCUCUUUGACAUUUGAAAACUGAAAGAAACAAAUAAUAAUAAUAGUAGAUAGUAAUGGCCACUGACUUGCGUUUAUGGGUUUACACAAUGUUUUGAACAAAAUGUUUUAUGCAAGGUCCUUUCCAUUUUAAUGUAAAAGAUUUAAUGCACUUUUGCUAGGACAUAUGCUGUGAGUGUGGUACUAUAUGUUUCAUUUGCAAAAUCAGAUGACUAAGGAGCACAUGAAAAAAAAUUGAGCUGCCAAUGCACGGUGUUUUUGGAAAUGAAGUUGUUGAUGCAGCAGACAUGCCUUACCAUUUUUUUAAAUAAUUGAAAUGAUUGCUCAUUUGGCUUUUGUUAUUGAAAAUAAUAGUGAUAUUAAAGAUUUUGUUUACA